Molecule: messenger RNA, 2972 nt
Organism: Rhododendron vialii
Lineage: Eukaryota; Viridiplantae; Streptophyta; Magnoliopsida; Ericales; Ericaceae
Product: cell division cycle protein 48 homolog
Exons: 9
Coding region: 171-2630 (819 amino acids)
Biological process (GO): autophagosome maturation; mitotic spindle disassembly; retrograde protein transport, ER to cytosol
Cellular component (GO): cytosol; VCP-NPL4-UFD1 AAA ATPase complex; nucleus
Molecular function (GO): ATP hydrolysis activity; polyubiquitin modification-dependent protein binding; ATP binding
Source: RefSeq, a predicted model, not a curated record
AGUUCGGAUCAGUCUAGGAGAAACCAACACGUACAGUUCCAUGCUUCAGAAGGAGUCGGCCUUCACUCUCUCUCUCUGUAUUUAUACCCCAACAGUUCAGAACCUUUCCUCCCCAUCAAGAAACUCUGAAAACCCUACUCAUUGCCCCCCUCUGAAACUCAUUCACAACAAUGGCAGACCCAAGCCCAUCAUCUCAAAACCCUGGUCACCCUCCUCCUUCCUCGUCCGACUCGAAAAGUGACAAGAAAGAUUAUUCCACUGCAAUUCUGGAGAAGAAAAAGUCUCCAAAUCGUCUUAUCGUGGAUGAAGCUCUAAAUGAUGAUAAUUCUGUGGUUUGUAUGCACCCUGCUAAAAUGGAUGCUCUCCAGUUCUUUCGAGGAGACACAAUUUUGAUCAAGGGUAAGAAACGAAGAGAUACAAUUGGCAUUGCUCUCGUUGAUGAGCACUGCGAAGAACCAAAAAUCAGAAUGAACAAAGUUGUUCGAGCGAACCUUAGGGUACGCCUCGGAGAUGUCGUAUCAGUUCAUCAGUGUCCUGACGUGAAGUAUGGAAAGCGAGUUCACAUCCUUCCAAUUGAUGACUCUAUUGAGGGCCUCACAGGCAACCUGUUUGAUGUAUUUUUGAAACCAUAUUUCUUGGAAGCCUACCGACCUGUGAGGAAGAGUGACCUUUUCCAAGUUAGAGGUGGAAUGCGAAGUGUUGAAUUCAAAGUAGUGGAUACAGACCCUGGUGAAUACUGUGUUGUUGCACCAGAUACAGAGAUCUUCUGUGAGGGAGAACCCAUUAAACGCGAAGAUGAGGAGAGACUGAAUGAAGUUGGAUAUGAUGAUGUUGGCGGUGUACGAAAACAAAUGGCUCAAAUCCGUGAGCUAGUUGAGCUUCCUUUGAGACAUCCACAGCUCUUCAAGGCAAUUGGCGUGAAGCCCCCCAAAGGUAUCCUGCUUUAUGGUCCACCCGGGUCUGGGAAAACACUAAUUGCAAAAGCCGUAGCGAAUGAAACAGGCGCAUUUUUCUUCUUGAUAAACGGCCCUGAGAUAAUGUCGAAGAUGGCUGGUGAGAGCGAAAGCAACUUGAGGAAGGCAUUUGAGGAAGCUGAAAAGAAUGCCCCAUCUAUCAUCUUCAUUGAUGAAAUAGAUUCCAUUGCUCCGAAGAGGGAAAAAACUCACGGUGAAGUGGAGAGGAGGAUAGUGUCCCAACUUUUGACUUUAAUGGAUGGCCUUAAGUCCAGAGCUCAUGUGAUUGUCAUGGGGGCUACCAACAGGCCAAACAGCAUUGACCCUGCUCUGCGGAGAUUCGGGAGGUUUGACCGAGAGAUUGAUGUCGGUGUACCAGAUGAGGUGGGAAGGUUGGAAGUCCUUCGGAUCCAUACAAAAAACAUGAAACUUGCUGAAGAUGUUGAUCUUGAAAGAGCCGCAAGAGAUACGCAUGGUUAUGUUGGUGCGGAUCUUGCUGCUCUUUGUACUGAGGCUGCUCUUCAGUGCAUUAGAGAGAAAAUGGAUGUCAUUGACCUGGAGGAUGAGACAAUUGAUGCUGAAGUAUUGAAUUCCAUGGCUGUUUCUAACGAGCACUUCCUAACGGCUUUGGGGGCUUCCAAUCCCUCUGCCCUUCGUGAAACUGUUGUGGAGGUUCCCAAUGUGUCCUGGGCGGAUAUUGGUGGGUUGGACAAUGUUAAGAGAGAGCUUCAAGAGACUGUCCAAUAUCCAGUGGAGCAUCCGGAGAAGUUCGAAAAAUUUGGCAUGUCUCCUUCCAAGGGAGUUCUCUUUUAUGGUCCUCCUGGAUGUGGGAAAACCUUGCUUGCCAAGGCAAUCGCUAAUGAGUGCCAGGCUAACUUCAUAAGUGUCAAGGGACCCGAGUUGCUAACAAUGUGGUUUGGAGAAAGUGAGGCAAAUGUCCGAGAGAUAUUCGACAAGGCACGCCAGUCGGCUCCGUGUGUCCUUUUCUUUGAUGAACUCGAUUCUAUCGCUACUCAGCGUGGGAGUUCAAUAGGAGAUGCUGGUGGUGCUGCGGAUAGAGUUUUGAACCAACUACUGACAGAAAUGGACGGUAUGACGGCAAAGAAAACAGUAUUUAUCAUAGGGGCAACAAACAGGCCAGACAUUAUUGAUCCGGCAUUACUCAGGCCUGGACGUCUAGACCAGUUGAUUUACAUCCCACUCCCGGAUGAGGCUUCUCGUCUUCAGAUUUUUAAAGCGUGCUUACGAAAGUCUCCAAUCUCUAAGGAUGUUGACCUGGCUGCGCUUGCACGGUAUACGCAAGGGUUUAGUGGGGCCGACAUAACUGAAAUUUGCCAGCGUGCCUGCAAAUAUGCCAUUAGAGAGAAUAUUGAAAUGGAUAUUGAGAGAGAGAGAAAGAGGCAAGAGAACCCUGAAGCAAUGGAAGAAGACAACGUAUAUGAUGUUUCUGAAAUUAAGCCAGCACAUUUUGAAGAGUCGAUGAAGUACGCCCGCCGAAGUGUCAGCGAUGCAGAUAUUAGGAAAUACCAGUUGUUUGCUCAAACUCUACAGCAAUCGCGUGGAAUUGGAUCCGAGUUUCGGUUUCCAGAUCGCCCAGGCAAUUCAACAGCAGAUGGAGCUUCAGACCCUUUUUCGUCUGCCGUGGCUGCCGGAGACGACGAUGAUCUGUACAGCUGAAUCAACCCAAUGCAGCUUGGAAGUUUCUACACAACUUCCACAAGUAUUAGCCUUUUGCAUGUGAAGAUUAUGUUUUGUGCUAACGUAUGAUAGAGUUGGCCUUUCAGUUGAAUCUUAGUUUUUCAAGUCUUUUUUUGGAUAAGUAACUGUUAAGUAAAUAUGCAUAUAUAAGUUAGUUUUCAUUAUGUUUUGCUGAGUUAGCUCUUGAAUAUGCAUCAUGGGUGCAUGAAUUAGUUAGUUUUCGUUAUUUUUUUUGCUUAGUUAGCUCUUGAAUAUAAAUCAUGAGUCUUAUAUUGGGCUACCUUUUUUCCAUCAGUAAAGCUUAAUUUUCUGGUUGCUGAA